Messenger RNA from Vidua chalybeata, 1104 nucleotides. RefSeq names its product IMP U3 small nucleolar ribonucleoprotein 4 (gene IMP4). Gene Ontology annotation, cellular component: small-subunit processome; Mpp10 complex; nucleolus. Bases 71 to 943 code for a protein of 290 amino acids. Gene Ontology annotation, biological process: rRNA processing. NCBI's taxonomy places the organism in Eukaryota, Metazoa, Chordata, Aves, Passeriformes, Viduidae. The record is from RefSeq and is a predicted model, not a curated record. The transcript is spliced from 9 exons. Gene Ontology annotation, molecular function: rRNA primary transcript binding; snoRNA binding.
CCAAUGGGAAGCGGCGGUGCUGGGAGGUGCCGGCGUGUGAGGAGCGGCGCGGAGCGGAGCGACCGCGACCAUGCUGCGGCGCCAGGCCCGGGAGCGCCGCGAGUACCUGCAGCGCCGGGCCACGGAGCAGCAGCAGCAGCGGCAGCGGGAGCGCAGGGAGAGCCUGCGGCGGGCGCUCGACGAGAAUCGGCUGCUGCCCACGGAGCUGCGGCGUGAGGCGCUGGCCCUGCAGAAGGAGCUCGAGUUCGACUUCCAGGCACCGGGGGAGACAGGGGACAGCCAGGAUGACGAGUACAGGUGGGCGGGGGUGGAGCCCCCCAAGGUGAUGGUGACGACAUCACGGGACCCCAGCGCCCGCUUGAGGCUCUUUGCCAAGGAGCUGUGCCUGCUGCUGCCGGGGGCUCGCCGCAUGAACCGGGGCCGUGCCGAGCUGGGCGCUCUGGUGGGGGCGUGCCGGGCCGCGGGGGUCACCGACCUGCUGGUGCUGCACGAGACCCGCGGGCGGCCCGAUGGGCUGACCGUGUCCCACCUGCCCCACGGCCCCACCGCCCACUUCACCCUGAGCGGGGCCGUGCUGCGCCAGGAGGUCGGGGGGCUCGGGGGGGCCCCGCUGGCCGCCCCCCACCUGCUGCUGCUGCGUCUGGAUUCCACUCUGGGAAAAAGGGUCGGGACCAUCCUGAAGCACCUGUUCCCCGUUCCCCGUCCCGACAGCCGCCGCGUGGUGACCUUCGCCAACGAGGACGACGUCAUUUUAGUGCGGAACCACGUGUACCGGCGCCGGGGACGGACGGUGGAGCUGGAGGAGGUGGGACCCCGCUUCCAGCUGAGGCCCUACCUGAUCCGCCUGGGGACCCUGGAGCAGGGGGACGCGGCCGACGUGGAGUGGCGCUGGCACCCGUACACGGCCACGGCCCCCAAGCGCCGCCUGCUCAGCGCCACCUGAGCCCCCCAGGACCCCCCCGAGCACCUGGAGAGCCCCCCCAGGUGGGGCCCACCUGCACACCUGAGACCACCUCGGCAGCUGAGACCCCUCUGGACUCCCCCAGGCACGGCUGGGUCUCUCACGAUCAGUUUUUAUUUGUCGUAAUAAAUCGUUUUUGUCUA